Molecule: messenger RNA, 3813 nt
Organism: Drosophila hydei
Lineage: Eukaryota; Metazoa; Arthropoda; Insecta; Diptera; Drosophilidae
Gene: Spps
Product: transcription factor Sp2
Exons: 2
Coding region: 321-3413 (1030 amino acids)
Biological process (GO): regulation of transcription by RNA polymerase II
Molecular function (GO): DNA-binding transcription factor activity, RNA polymerase II-specific; RNA polymerase II cis-regulatory region sequence-specific DNA binding
Source: RefSeq, a predicted model, not a curated record
UUUCUGUUCAUCUCUCUUUCGCGUUUAUGUUUGUCAAAACAAAAAUUAAAAAUCAAAAAAUAAUUUAAUUAUUGUAUAAUUAGCGUCUUAUCCAAGCAAAAUCCACAAAAUGCAAUGUAAAUAACUUCCCAAUGUGUUUCUGUGUAUGUGUGUCCCAAUAUUGUUGUGUGUAAAGUAAAGAAUUUGCCGUCUGAAAAAUCCUACCCCGUGCAAGAAAAAAUGGACAUAUCCAACUUUAAUACUCAAGACACUUCUGCUGGCCGCAGCUAAAGGCCACAAAACGUUAAAAUAUAUAUUCGUAAAGCAGCCAACGAACAAUAAUGCUGCAAUAUAAAAACGCGACUACAACCGUUGCCAAUGUGGUCAAUAACAAUAACAAUGGUCAAGCGGCCGCUGCCACACCCGCCGCCUCCACAAAGGUAGCCAACAGUGCGGGUGCAGUCACUGUCGCCAAUGCGCCUUCUGGCACGCCCGCACCACAAAUGCAACAGAUAAUAAAUAUACACCAGAUGCCGUCGCAAUUUAUGCAAGCAGCACAGCUGCAGCAGGCUGGUGGUGCAACCACUGUGUCUGGCCUGCCCCAAAACAUGUUCCAAAUCGUUCAACCAAUGGGCAUGCAAACAGUUAAUAUCGACGGCCAGGAGGCCAUCUUUAUACCCAAUCUGAAUGCACAGCUGGCCACAGCACAGGCAGUGAAUAUUAAUGGCCAGCAGGCGUUUAUAACGCCCAAUGGGCAGAUAGUACGGGCGCCGCAGGCGCUGCCAGCGCACGAUCCGACCCAGACACAACUGUUCACGAUACCCGGCACUAACAUACAAAUACCUUUGGCAAACAUUGUGCAGCAACAGCAGCCGCAACUGCAACAACAGCAGCAGCAACAACAACAACAGCAGCAGCAACAGCAGCACCAGGCUCAACAGUCCGCUACGCCCACACUUGCACUUCAAGCCCAGCAGCAGCAGCAGCAGCAACAACAACAACAGCAGCAACAACAACAUCAUAAUCAGACUACAGGUGGUGCGACUGCAACGGCCACACCACAAACCAUCACCAUUCCCGGCACCAACAUACAAAUACCCACCUCUGUUGCUGCCGCAAAUGGUCUGCUAGGCAACAUAACGAACCUGUUGGGUGGAGGUCCGACGACAAUCAAACUGGAGAAUGGUCAAUCGUUGCAAAAUAUUCAACUUCGCACUGCAGCGCCCGGAUCUGCACCACAAUUAAUACAAUUUCCACAGCCAGCGCCGGCGGCACCAACGCUGCAGCAAACCGUUGCUGUUCAGAUACCUGUGCAAACGGCAAAUGGUCAGACGAUCUACCAAACAGUUCAUGUUCCAGUGCAAGCGGCAGCAGCUCCAGCAACAGCAGCGACACAACCCUCACUGUCCAACCUAACGCAAUCCAUUCAAGCAUUGCCUGCCUCCAUGCAACAGGCGGCAGCGCAAAUGCAGCUCAUACCACAGUUUGCGCAAAUAGCGCAAAUUGUUACGCCCAAUGGACAAAUACAACAGGUACAGUUGGCACCGCUGAAUGCGCUCAACUAUUCGCAGUUGCCGCCGAAUGCGAAUAUUAUACACAUACAGAAUCCGCAGCAGCAUCAGCAGUUUGUUCAGCCCCAGGCUCAACUACAGCAGCAACAGCAACAGCAGCAGCAGCAACAGCAACAACAGGUACAACAGUUGCAACAGCAAACGCAACAGCAACAGGCGGCUGCAGCAGCAGUUGCUUUACAGCAGCAACAUCAACAACAACAGCAACAGUUGCUCAAUGCUAUCAAUGAGGCGGGAGGACAAUUGCCAGCGAACCAACCCAUAACCAUAACAAAUGCCCAGGGACAACAGUUGACAGUGAUACCAGCACAGCAGCUGCAACAAUUGCAACAAUUGCGUGCCAGCCAAGCCGCUGCUGCCAUGCAGCUGCAAUCGAGCAAUCUGCAAGCGUUGCCCAUACAGAAUAUACCCGGUCUGGGACAGGUGCAGAUCAUACAGGCGAAUCAAUUGCCAGCGAACCUGGCAGCCAAUUUCCAGCAGGUGCUAACGCAGCUGCCGAUGCCAAUGCAAACGACAACGGCAAUUGGCAAUCAGGCGCAGAGCGUGCAGAACACAAAUGCUGCAACCCCAGCCCUGGCCAUGCUGCCCAAGCAGGAACCGCAGAGUCCCACGCAGUUGAUUACAAACAUUAAACAGGAGCCACCUGACACAUGCAGCAUCACAUCCAUCUCUAAUGCCACGCCCACUACAGUACAGAUGCCGAUACAGCAGCAGCAACAACAACAGCAGCAGCAGCAGCAACAGAUUAAAUUCAUAAUGCCACAGUCACCACAGCAACAGCAGCAGCAGCAACAACAGCAGCAGCAGCAGCAACAGCAUACUGAUGGCAGCAAUAGCAACUGCCUGCCCGCCGUAACCAUACCAGCCUCCAUACAGAUAACUGCCUUGCCGCCACCAGCGACGUUAGCAACAAUGCGCAGCACACCAAAGCUGACCAUGUCCAGUAUUGGCAGCACCAGUACCAGCACACAGAUCACCAUGAGCUCAGCCGGUCAGGUGGUGGCAGUGACAACGCCAGCGCGCACCAAGCUAAUGAAGCAAUCACUGCAGUCUGCUGCGGCGGCGACCAGUGUCAACGUGAACAUCAAUGUGGGUGAGAGCAUGGCGCCGGAGAUCAAGCCAAGGCUGAAGCGCGUCGCCUGCACCUGUCCCAACUGCACCGAUGGUGAGAAGCAUUCGGAUCGCAAGCGUCAACACAUCUGCCACAUACCCGGCUGCAGCAAGGUGUACGGCAAGACGUCGCAUCUGCGCGCGCAUUUGCGCUGGCACACUGGCGAGCGUCCGUUUGUCUGCUCGUGGGUAUUUUGUGGUAAGCGCUUUACGCGCUCUGACGAACUGCAGCGACACCGGCGAACGCACACGGGCGAGAAGCGUUUCCAGUGCCGCGAAUGCAAUAAGAAGUUCAUGCGCAGCGAUCACCUGUCUAAGCACAUCAAGACGCACUUUAAGACGCGCUCGGGUGUCGACCUCAUUGAACUCAACAUUAAGCAGGAGCCGAAAAUGAAUGCACCUAAAAGUAUUAACACCAUGAGCGGUAUUGUGACUAUUGAGUUACCGACGAGCGGUGCACCGGCCAAUGGUAGUGGCGCCUCCAGCGUGGCCGCAACAGUUGCGGGCUCAACUGUAACGGCAGCGCCGGGCGGUGCUACAAUUGUCCAGCUACCCACAUUAAGCGGCGAGGACGUGGUUGGUGGCGCUUCCACUGAUAGCUUUGGCGAAGAUGACGAGAUGGAAGAUGAGGAACUAACCGAAGAGGAUGACGAGGAACUAACUGAGGAGGAAGAGGACGACGAAGAGGACAGUGGCGAUGAGGAAAAAAUGACCAUCUCUGUGAGCGAACUGGGUGAAAACUCAUCCAACUAGCAUUCGGAAUCGCUGUUCAUGGAACAGUUCAUCUUUGAUCACUUCCCAUAACCAUAGCAGGUCCCGGCAACGGGGCUGCUAAAUCUAUUGCAACCUGUACAGUUGAUACCCAGCAAUUACGACUAUUAGGCCUAAUUGUAUUUAUGUUAUGCGUUGAUGUAAAUCUUUGUACAUAAUUCAGUUAAGGAGUAAGUUAUCCUUCGGCAUGCCGAAGCCCACAAAUCCUUGCACUGCUCCUGAUAAUAAUUCAAGCAAUUACCUUUUGGGCUAUCCAUAAUUCACAAUAGAACCUGCAAACCAAUUUUGUAUAUAUCGUAAGGCAUGUAAAUAUACUUCAUUUAAAUCAAAAAUAUGUUCAUAUCAUAUGCAUUAAAAAAAGUAAUUAACAAUCUCUGUAGCC